Chondrus crispus (carragheen) is the source of this 680-nucleotide messenger RNA. RefSeq lists its product as hypothetical. The coding region runs from base 1 to 429 and encodes 142 amino acids. Gene Ontology annotation, cellular component: ribosome; cytosolic large ribosomal subunit. Gene Ontology annotation, molecular function: ribonucleoprotein complex binding; structural constituent of ribosome; protein kinase activator activity. NCBI's taxonomy places the organism in Eukaryota, Rhodophyta, Florideophyceae, Gigartinales, Gigartinaceae. The transcript has 3 exons. The record is from RefSeq and is a predicted model, not a curated record. Gene Ontology annotation, biological process: translational elongation; cytoplasmic translation.
AUGCCACCGUGCCCUGACCCUCGCAGCGCUUCUGAAGAUACUGAUCGCCAUUGUUCACACCCUUCUUUCAUCCCUGCCUUGCGUCCAACGAUCACCUCUCUCUCGAUGGCUGAAACAAACGAAAUGGCGUGCGUCUACGCAGCCCUCGUUCUCCACGACGACGGUAUCGCGAUCACAGAGGACAAGAUUAAGACCCUCACUGAAGCCGCCGGCAUCACUGUUGAGCCAUACUGGCCGUCGAUGUUUGCCAAGCUUCUCGAGACCGUUAAGAUCGACGACCUGAUCAACAACAUUGGCGCCGCUCCAGCUUCCGGCGCUGCACCAGCUGCCGGCGCAGCCGGUGGCGACGCCGCCGCUGCCGAGGAAGAGAAGAAGGAAGAGUCAGAGUCAGAAGAAGAGGAAGAGAUGGAUUUCGAUCUCUUCGACUAGAUUCCCAACUCUAUCGUAAACUUUCCGCGCUAUUUCAGGAAGUCGAAACGGUUUUUUGUCUACUUGUUGCAUGCAUCGCGUUGCGUGUAGCCCAUUGUUCGGGUGAAGGCAGCUUCUUCUAUGGGUUGCGGCCGAUUUGUGCAUAUUGUUCACUUGCGUUGGUAUGCCGUAGACCAUUGAGUUGUGUAAAGCGGUUCUCCUAUGUUGCAGUCGCGAAGUCGGACAACUAACGUGCCGCUGAAAUACUCUCG